Molecule: messenger RNA, 504 nt
Organism: Nannospalax galili (Upper Galilee mountains blind mole rat)
Lineage: Eukaryota; Metazoa; Chordata; Mammalia; Rodentia; Spalacidae
Gene: Lep
Product: leptin
Exons: 2
Coding region: 1-504 (167 amino acids)
Biological process (GO): tyrosine phosphorylation of STAT protein; activation of protein kinase C activity; energy reserve metabolic process
Cellular component (GO): extracellular region
Molecular function (GO): hormone activity; peptide hormone receptor binding
Source: RefSeq, a predicted model, not a curated record
AUGUACUGGAGACCCCUGUGCCAGUUCCUGUGGCUUUGGUCCUAUCUGUUCCAUGUUCAAGCUGUACCUAUCCAGAAAGUCCAGGAUGACACCAAAACCCUCAUCAAGACCAUUGUCACCAGGAUUAACGACAUUUCACACACACAGUCAGUGUCUGCCAAGCAGAGAGUUACUGGUUUGGACUUCAUUCCUGGGCUCCACCCCAUCCUGAGUCUGUCCAAGAUGGACCAGACACUGGCAAUCUACCAACAGAUCCUCACCAGUCUGCCUUCCCGAAAUGUGAUGCAAAUAUCUAACGACCUAGAGAACCUCCGGGACCUUCUCCACCUGCUGGCCUCCUCCAAGAGCUGCCCCCUGCCCCAGACCAGAGGCCCACAGAAGCCAGAGAGCUUGGAUGGCGUUCUGGAAGCCUCUCUCUAUUCCACAGAGGUGGUGGCCCUGAGUAGGCUGCAGGGCUCUCUGCAGGACAUGCUGCGACAGCUGGACCUCAGCCCCAGCUGCUGA